Caenorhabditis angaria is the source of this 1161-nucleotide messenger RNA. Lineage: Eukaryota; Metazoa; Nematoda; Chromadorea; Rhabditida; Rhabditidae. The record is from the annotation of a GenBank genome assembly.
AUGAUUUUGAGUCGUUUUGGUAGCCGGUUAGGCCUUCGAGCAUUUUCGAGUGGAACUUCGAGCGAUGUUAUUUCUGUUGUUCAGGAAAAUGAACAUGUUGCACAUAUUAAAUUGAAUCGACCGAAUAAAUUGAACACAUUUACGCUGGAUAUGUGGACGUAGGUUUUUGUGAACUUCUCAAUGAAAAUACGAUUUGGAAAAUUUUAAUUCAGAUUUUGAUUGUCAUAAUUAAAAUAAGCUCCAAAAAUGUGGGCGUAGAAAAGAAAACUCUAUUUGUAAAUAUUAAUUUUUAAAUUUGAAAAAUACUACAAUGUAGCUUUGUUUUUUUUCAUCACAUUUCUGCACUUUUGUUUUCAACUGUUUGAAAAUAAUCAACACUUUAUAGAUCUCUGAAAUCGGAAUUGGAAAGAUUGGGAGAUGAUCCAAAAUGUCGUGCAAUUGUAUUAUCUGGAGAGGGAAAAGUAUUCUGUGCUGGAAUCGAUUUAGCUGGAGGAAUGGGUGAAAUCAUCAAAGUUAUUCAAAAUGAUGAUAUUGAGAUUGGAAGAAAAGCGAGACUAUUAAGAAGAUUUAUUGGACAUGUUCAGGAUUGUUUUACGGCUGUUGAGGUAAUUUUUUUUAUUUGAGAUAUAAUCACUCAUUGAUAUUUUUUUUUAGAAAUGUCCAAAACCGGUGAUCGCCGCAGUUCAUUCGCAUUGCAUUGGAGCGGGGAUUGAUUUGAUAACAGCUUGCGAUAUUCGAUUCGCAUCACAAUGUUCGAAUUUUUCGAUAAAAGAAGUUGAUGUUGGUUUGGCGGCUGAUGUUGGAACUUUGAAUCGAAUUCAAAAAGUUGUUGGAAAUGAUAGUUGGACUAGAGAAAUUGCAAUGACUGCGAGAGAUUUUGGAGUUGACGAGGCUUUGAAAUUCGGAUUAAUUAGUCGAAUUUAUCCAUCAAAAAAAGAAACAGUAGCAGGAGCUGUUUCUCUAGCCAAAACUAUUGCCGAAAAAUCACCGAUUGCUGUUCAAGGAACAAAAAUAAAUUUGAAUUAUUCAAGAGAUCAUACAAUCGAUGAAUCUUUGGAAUAUAUCAAAACAUGGAAUAUGUCACAACUUUUAUCAACAGAUCUGAUAAAUAGUGCAACUGCUGUGAUGAGCAAGCAAAAAGCAACUUUUGAGGAUGUUUAA